Oryza sativa Japonica Group (Japanese rice) is the source of this 6591-nucleotide messenger RNA. The record is from RefSeq and is a predicted model, not a curated record. Lineage: Eukaryota; Viridiplantae; Streptophyta; Magnoliopsida; Poales; Poaceae.
GUCAUCUCCUGGUUGGCAGUGCACUUCCCCUCCUCUCCCGAAAGCUGUCUUGUUUGCACGAAAGCGUUACAGAGCUACGGCGGCGAGCACCGGCUCCAACCCCUCCCCCGUCGCCGCGCCCGCCGGCGAUGAGCUCGCCGGCAGAGCCCCCUCCACCGGAGCACCCCCCUACUCCAGCUCCAGCGCCAGCGCCCGCUUCCCCGCCUCCACACCCCGCCGCCUCAGGCAAUGAGGCCGCCGCCCCACCAAAACCUAACCCCCCAAUCACACCCGCGCCUGCCCGGAAUGCCUCCGCCGCGCCGCCAUCCGGAUCGCCGGCUACCGCCGCCGCCGCAGCCCCCGUGCCAUCCCGAAAGGAAUCCGGGUCUACAUCCGCCGCCGCCCCCGCGGCGGCGACCCGGAAGGCCUCGGGGGUAGCCGCCGCCACCACCGGUGUGCUACCUCGGAAGCCCCCCGGGACCACUGCCCCCGUCGCCGCCCGGAACAUCCCGGCGACCACCGCGGCGUCCCGGACCGCCACGAGGGCCACCACCACCACUACCGCCACCUCGGUGUCCCGAAGGCCCGCCGCCGCCGCCGCCGCAGUGGCCUCCCGAAUUCCCUUGAGGGCAACUGAUGCCACGACGACCCACGCGGCAUCCCGAAAUCCCUUGACGGGAGCCGCCGCCGCCACCGCCACCGUUGCCGCGGUGGGGAGGGGCGGAUUCCGGGCCGCUCCUACACGCCCGGAGGAGUACACGCCGCGGAUGGGGAUGGAGUUCGAGAGCGAGCACGAGGCGUACGAGUUCUACCGCUACUACGGCUGGAAAGUAGGGUUCAACGUCCGGAAGGAGUACGCCAACAAGAGCAAGAAGACCGGCGAGAUCACCUCCCGGAAGUUCGCCUGCUCCCGCGAGGGCUACAGGGCCAACGUCAAGCGGGGCAACCACAUGGUGCCGAUGCCGGACUCGAGGACCGGCUGCAACGCGCACCUCGUCAUCCGCCGCAAGAAGCCCGGCGCCAAGCUGGAGGUUUACGCCUUCCAGCCGCGGCACAACCACCCGCUCUUCGCUACAUCCUGCAUGCCCAAUCCUCUGCAGCCCAAUGUCGUGCACUGGACGACAUUGCCCGAUGCCGUUACGCCGCCUGAUCUUCUGAUGGACGGGGGUGAGGUGGGAGGGCAGAAUUCUACCGAAGAGAAUAGUACCGCGAGUGCAGGGGAAGGGCGCCGGCAGCCGCUGCGAACCAGGAGGCAAUGGGAGAUGAAGUAUGGAGAAGCUGGUGCUUUGUUAAAUUAUUUUCAAGACCAGUCUCUGGCUAACCCCUCGUUCUACCAUUCCGUGCAGUUGGAUGUCGAGGAUAAGGUGGCAAAUGUUUUCUGGGCCGAUCCAAGGAUGAUUACUGACUACAGUCAGUUCGGUGAUGUUAUUGCAUUUGAUGUGGUGUCUAGGAACAGUAUAAGCCUCCGUCAUUUUGCCUCUUUUGUCGGUUGUAACAAUUUUGGUGAGCCUAUUGUUUUUGGGUUAGCGCUCAUGUAUGACGAGACUGCAGAGUCUUUCCAGUGGCUGUUUGAGACUUUCUUGCAUGCAAUGUCUGGACGAGCACCCAAAACUUUCUUUUCACAUCAAGAUGCGGUUGUAGCAAAGGCUGUCUCUAUAGUGAUGCCAGACACAACCCAUGUUAUAUGUGCAUGGCACCUAAAGCAUGCUGCAACGAGGAACAUAAAUCAGCUUAAAAGUGACAGUGAUUUCAUGAAGGAGUUCAAGGCAUGCAUCAAUUUGUAUGAAGAGGAGACGGAAUUUCUCACUUCUUGGGAUGCUAUGAUCAAUAAGCAUAACCUUCAUGAUAAUGUAUGGUUGAAAAAGGUAUUUGAAGAAAAAGAAAAAUGGGCUAGACCUUAUAUGAGAGGGGUCUUUUCAGCUGGAAUGAAAGGCACACGAUUGAACGACCGCUUCCAGUCUGAUGUGCGGGAUCAUUUGAGACCUGAGGUAAAUAUUCUUUUAUUGUUGAGGCAUCUUGAGACAGUUAUUAAUGAUAGGCGGCGGAAAGAAUUGGAGGUUGAGUAUAGUUCAAGGCUAAAGUUGCUGUACUUUAAAAUUAAAGCUCCUAUCCUGACACAAGCUUUUGAGGCUUAUACCAAUACGAUCUUUCCGCUUUUUCAAGAAGAAUACGAAGAAUUCCAGUCAGCUUACAUUGUAAACCGUGAUGAAAGUGGCCCUUGUCGUGAGUAUGUCGUUUCAGUUGUUGAGAAAGAGAAGCGAUAUACAGUUUAUGGAAACCCUACUGAGCAGACUGUUUCAUGCUCAUGUAAGAAGUUUGAAAGAAAUGGUUUCUUGUGUAGCCACGCGCUGAAAAUUUUAGAUGCAAUGGAUAUAAAAUAUCUACCAGACAGAUAUAUUAUGAAGCGCUGGACAAAAUAUGCUAGGACUUUGAUGUCUGGAGAUGUUCAAGGUCAAGCAAUUCAAGCAGAUAAAUUAUCAGAAUCCUCCAGUCGCUAUCAAUACAUGUGCCCAAAGUAUGUUAGGCUUGUUGCUCGAGCAUCAGAAUGUGAGGAAUCCUACAGAGUACUGGACCAAUGUUGGGUAGAUCUUAGCAACAAAGUUGAAGAAAUCCUACAGAAACAAACUUGUGUCGAUGCAACUCUGACCCAGACUGAUGUUCAGAACCUUAAGGUUUCCUUACCUUCUAUUACAAACGGCACUCAAGCAGAAAAUAUCAUGGACAAAUCAAGUGGCACAACAGCAAAAGAGUCAAAGAAGAAGGGGCAGAAAAAUAAGAUCCAAUCAAGAAAUUGCAUUGAAAAAGGUUUACGAAAGAAGCAGAAGGUUCACUCAGAACAACCUUCAGAGUAUGCUUUGUUAGGUGGUUCUCAAUCUGGAAACAUGUUUCAGGCUUUCGAGGGUCCUCCUAACAUGUCCCCACUGGGUACCCAAACUCCGACCUAUAAAACCUACAGGGGGAUUGAUCUUUCAAGUCCGAUGGGCCCAAUUAGCUAUGAUGAAAUGCCCUCUGGCUUAGAUCCGACUUUCACGACGCAUCUAGGUUUUGCAACCUAUCACACUUCUCAGGUGUCAAGUAGCAGCCCACACAACCAGGCCUUGUAGAUAUGAAUGCCUCAUUGCAAGGUGCUGUGCUUCUCUCUUUUGAGCACAGCACGGAACAUGUAAGCUCCAUCUUGGCGUCUUGUAGAUUGGAGGCUCGAGAUGAUUAGAUGUCAUCCAUCGACUAUAGAUGGCAUGGACCAGCUAGAAAUGGGCAUAUACAUCAUUGGUAUGUAGCAGUUCAAUUAGUACAAGUAGCUGUAGUUACUAGCUACUCUUUCUUUCUUGCAACUUGAGUUGAUUAUUUCUUAUUGUAGUUGGCAGGUUGGUACUAAGAGCUGGAUUACCUCUUUACCUUAGCCUGUAUGAAUGUAUAUAUAUAUUCUCAGAUGUACAACUUGUAGGCCAUAAGAUGGCGUCUGCCUUUUGUGCGCAGGAAAUGCUUCAAGAUGUAACCACAACUUAACUUAUGUCAUUCCCCCUAGUCUUUCUGUUUUUCAUUACCCUAGGGAGGUCGACUUAUGUACAUGACUACUGGGGCUGUCUGGUUAUCUGUAGAAUCACUUUGGACAAGAGGAAAGGAUGAAUAUUUAGUUAUUUCAUUGAUUAUAGUCGACGUUGCAUAUAAACUACCUAGUGUUUAUCUAUCAAACCCUAAAAAAGUAGGGUCAAAUUGAUAGUUAGGUUUUAAAACAGGGUCAAAAGCGCAAUUGUCUCUAUUGCUAAAUAUCCAAAGGUAGGUCAGUGUUCAGUAUAACCUACAAUGAGGUCUAGAGGUCUGGCAAUAUCUAGCAGUUCACCUAGAGGCUGGUAUUCUGAUAGCUUAGGAUGUAACAUUUCACCAGUGUACUCACAAAAUUAUGCAUACCAAGGUUUUCAUGUUUUGGACAAAUGUGAUCAAAAUACCCUCUAAUAACAGGCGCAUUCCUAACUUACUAGUAAACAAAUGGUGUCAUAUCAAUUCCAUCUUUCAUUACUAAUUGAAAGUAAAAAGAUUGUAGCAAUAAUUCCGAUUUUCACUGGCCUGUAUGAAUAUGCUGCUGCACUUGGCAGAGUUGAUGAAAAACCAUUGCUAACUGUAAACAUGCCUAACAAUUUGAUUGUUAUUCCUUAAUUGUGUUCUCCUACCUUUCCCCCUGUUGUACUGACUAUUGGAUCCAUAAAUUAUGGUGUAUCUCUCAAGUCUCACCUUGUCAUGUAAAAUAAGAAGGUGAAAAGACGGAACUGUGGCUGGGCAGUACACAGUCAGAGAAGGGUUUAACUGAAUAAUACAUGACAUUGUCCUGAAUGGUCCAAGUCAGAAUGCCAUAUCAAGCAUGGAGCUAAUCCAACUCAACUGGUUCUUACUAUCAACUUGCCUUACCUGUUCACCAAGGUUGCCUCUGGCAGAUGGAACAGCCUAUGAAUCACAUUAUCUGUGGCAGCAGUAGCAGCAGCAGCAGCAACUGUAUAUGAAGAAAGAGACAGAACGUGCUCGUCAAUCAUCAACCUUCAGUGAUUCGGUACCCACUGAACAACAUGCCAUAACUUAAAUUCCUUGCAAUCCAGCAAGGCGAACGUAAAGGACUACCCCAUUUCCAUCAGAAGCAGCAUCCAACAGUUGCUUUACAUUAUACAACUCAUCAUGCCAAAUGGAGCAGCCAUCUUCCCCAUAGGAAUAUGCAGUACAGGAACAGUUGCUCAAGCAAACCUGUGAGCAUUGAUCUCCACUGGUAGCAGCCUGCACAUUUUCGGCGUUGUUAGGCAACCUAAUGCUUUGCAUAGGGUAGAACUUAUCUGUGAGGUCUGACCUGUCCUUGCUACUGCCACAACUUAACGGAGUAUUCCUCAUGCACCCUCCUGUUCGAUCAUCAAGCUCCCAAUCCUUCGGUGAUUUUACAGAGAAGCCCUUCAUACAGUCGCAGAAUGGGUUGUUAUUCGGAUCCUUUUUGUCGUCGCAGAUUGUGAAAGGUCCACAGAUUGCAAACACAUCACAAUGAACUAUCGGCUGCCUGUAAUGUAUCAGCCAGUCUUGUGACCCUUCCAGCCACGUACCCGCGAAACCUCUCCCGAAGACAUCUAUUCCAGUGUGCACGAUCGCUGUGUCAUCACGCAAGGUGUAUGUGAAGUAAGCCUCUUGGUCAUUGUAAACAAAUGUGAAAUUUGGCAAUGCAACUCCAAUCAUCUCUGGUGCUAAGCCAAAGUAUCGGCCAUUCCAGUCCCCGCUGGACUUAUAUGGCACAGUUGAGUUCCAUAGCAGAUGCCCAUCCCCAUUGAGCCCCACCUCCAAUGAGUACAUACCUGGGGCCUGGUCAAUCGAAUUCUUCCUAGAAACAAUACGGCGGUUCAGGCCGGUGACCUUGUCCCAGCCAAUCUUCGCACCGGCGAAAAGCGUAUCUGUUGGGUAGUCGAAGCUCUGCCAAAAGAUCUUGGACGAGUUUGAGGAGCUUCGUAGGACAAGGUUGCCAUUGUUCAGAAGCACGGCAAUGGUGUCAUUGGUUGUGAUGUUGGCACGGGUAGACCAUAUGAUGGAUUUGGUGGCAUGAUCCAGGAUGGCCAGGUUUCCAUCACCAGAGAUCGUGAGCUCCGGUGAAGUGGGGUCCACCACUGGGUUAUCGCCGUUGGCGGUCCACAGCAGGGUAAGUUUGGGGACCUUGUUGAACCAUAUGCCAAGGUAAGAGUUGUGGUUGUUGUAGGACUCAUUACCUGGCUUCAAGAAGCCGAGAGCAAACUUGCUGUUGUUGGAGACAAGCCUGUUGCUGCCGGCAAGUGCUUGGCUGGGUGACACGGUAUCUGUCGCGGCGGAGCUCGCCAGAGUGUGCAGGAAGAGGAGUACGAUGCCAAGAAGGACAUGACGAAGGAGAGGCAUGUGGAAGCAGAUGAUGAACAAGGGAAGGAGAAGUGGAGAACUGAAGGAGGAAUGGUAUUGAAGCUAGCUCACACACAGUACGAUUCUGCAAGCCGGUUCUGUUGUUGUUUAGAAAUCAGACCAGCGAUUAGUUCAGCUCGCAGAUUGGCAAGUUAACGUGGUGGUGUGGGCACUUUGUCUCAAUCACUAAGUCCAUGUCAACUGACGACAUCGUGUUUAGCCUGAAACAAACCUCGAGAAGUAUGAUAAGCUAUCUGAAUAAUAAUCUUCUCAUGUUGGUCAAACCUCAACGCUGGAGCGUUUGGACUGAGAAAUGAUCCCUGCCAACUAUUUCAGACAGAAAAGGUUGUUUUAUGCCUCUGCCAUCAACACGCAGAAAUGGUUUCAGGUCCAAAUGAAAACUUCAGUUAGGAGACAGAAUUUUUAGUCUAGUUUCCAGUAUGAUCAAAUCCGACAUUCCUUCUCCAAAAGCAAAUCGGUCUGAUUUUAAGCACAGACCAUGACCGAGGGAUGUAAGAUGCAAGAAUUUCUGAAACGAAGCAAGCAUAGGAAUUGAUUGACCUUGUACGCCUGAUGAGUCAGGAGCCACCCAACGAGUCUGACAUGUUUCGGUUGGGCUUCAGAUUGCCAGAGAACAUUGAAUUUGUUGUAACUUGAUUGUGCCUUGAAAUCGCAUGUUGUAUUUGUACGUCUUGCAGAGUAUUAUUCCCCAUUUGGCUGAUC